This is a messenger RNA of Setaria italica (foxtail millet), 336 nucleotides long. The record is from the annotation of a RefSeq genome assembly. NCBI's taxonomy places the organism in Eukaryota, Viridiplantae, Streptophyta, Magnoliopsida, Poales, Poaceae.
UUGAAAAAUAGGAGAAAAAAAUAUGACAGAAAAAAAGAAAAAAAAAAACCGAGAGAAGCAAAAGUCACUUUCGAAGGUUUAGUUACGGAAGCCCUACCCAACGGAAUGUUCCGCGUUCGCCUAGAGAAUGACACCAUCAUCCUGGGCUAUAUUUCAGGAAAGAUCCGGUCUAGCUCUAUACGAAUACUGAUGGGGGAUAGGGUCAAAAUUGAAGUAAGUCGUUAUGACUCCAGCAAGGGGCGUAUAAUUUAUAGACUUCCCCAUAAGGAUUCGAAGCGUACCGAAGACUCGAAGGAUACUGAAGAUUUGAAGGAUACCAAAGAUUCAAAGGAUUAG